Syzygium oleosum is the source of this 1394-nucleotide messenger RNA. Its product is annotated as protein farnesyltransferase/geranylgeranyltransferase type-1 subunit alpha. Gene Ontology annotation, biological process: protein geranylgeranylation; protein farnesylation. The record is from RefSeq and is a predicted model, not a curated record. Gene Ontology annotation, molecular function: protein farnesyltransferase activity; CAAX-protein geranylgeranyltransferase activity. Gene Ontology annotation, cellular component: protein farnesyltransferase complex; CAAX-protein geranylgeranyltransferase complex; cytoplasm. NCBI's taxonomy places the organism in Eukaryota, Viridiplantae, Streptophyta, Magnoliopsida, Myrtales, Myrtaceae.
UCUCCACUGUCACGCGCAUCUCCGAAGAGCUUUUGCACAAUCAACGAGCGAGAGAAUGGCGUCGUCGUCGUCGUCGUCGGAGGGGGAGGAUCGGAGGGCGUGGGUCCCGCUCGGCUCCCGGCCGGAGUUCGCCGACGUGGCGCCGCUGCCGCAGGACGACGGCCCGAGCCCCGUCGUGGCGAUCGCCUACAGGGACGACUUCCGGGAGACCAUGGACUACUUCCGAUCCCUCUACAGCUCCCGCGAGCUCUCCCCUCGCGCCCUCCUCCUCACCUCCCUCGCCAUCUCCUUCAACCCCGCCAACUACACCGUGUGGCAUUUCAGGCGUCAAGUGCUGGAGGCGCUCGAUGCGGACUUGAACGACGAGCUCGGCUUUACUGAACAUGUGGCCAAGGGGAACGCCAAGAACUACCAGCUUUGGCAUCAUCGGCGUUGGGUUGCUGAGAAGUUGGGAUCUGAUGCUGCAUAUAGGGAACUCGAGUUCACAAGGAAGAUAUUCUGCCUAGAUGCUAAAAAUUAUCAUGCCUGGUCUCAUAGGCAGUGGGUUCUUCAGGCUCUAGGCGGUUGGGAGAAUGAACUUGACUAUUGUGCGCAACUUCUUGAGGAAGACGUGUUUAACAAUUCUGCUUGGAAUCAGAGGUACUUUGUCGUCACAAAAUCUCCUUUCCUUGGAGGUCUAAAAGCUAUGAGAGAUUCUGAAGUUGAUUAUGCUAUUGAAGCUAUCAACUCGAAUCCAGAGAACGAGAGCCCGUGGAGAUACCUUCAUGGCCUUUACAAUGAUGAAAAUGACGCUCGGCUAAACGAUUCUCGAGUGCCUUCAGCAUGUCUGCGUGUUCUGAAAGCCAAAAGAAACUUCAAAUUUGCUUUGAGUACACUGUUGGAUCUGCUUUGCCUCGGUUUCAAACCUAACCAAGAAAUAAGGGACACAAUAACCUCUUUGAGGACUACAGAUUCGGGUGAAGUAGGUUCAGACUCAGAUCUGGCUAAAUCAAUUUGUUCUAUAUUGGGACGUGAAGAUCCAAUGAGAGCCAAUUAUUGGACGUGGCGAAGCAGCAAACUUCCUCAAGCAGCUGAAGUCUGACAUCCAAUAUGAACUGGCUUUUUUGUAAGCUGUUGACUCAUGCCUUGAAUUUUGCUCUGAAUCCGCUUUUAGAAGGUGUUAGUAGGUAAGGAUGCGUACCUAGUUCAUAGUAAAUUGCAAAGUGCAGAUCUGCAACUCAAUAUGAGCACCUAUCAGCCACUAACAUGGCAGGCAUAUAUUAGGGCUUUGUAGAUUCAAUUGUACUUCAUGAGUCAGAUGGCUCUUUGUCGUGAGGGGUCUUUCUUAACUUAAACUACUUGCUUGUUAUGGACUCUAUUGAUGUAAUUGCAGCAUGAUUCGAUUGACGAAAUAA